Messenger RNA from Cornus florida, 781 nucleotides. Its product is annotated as LOB domain-containing protein 12-like. Lineage: Eukaryota; Viridiplantae; Streptophyta; Magnoliopsida; Cornales; Cornaceae. The transcript is spliced from 2 exons. The record is from RefSeq and is a predicted model, not a curated record. The coding region runs from base 277 to 744 and encodes 155 amino acids.
AAUUUUUUACUUUGGUGUCAAAUACUGAUUGGUCAAUGAUUCCAGAUAAUAAUUUCUUCUUUUCCGAAAAUGGUGCUUUGAAUUAUCUUUUUUUAUUUGUUAAAAUGAACUAACUUAAAAAAUAAAUACCCGAAACCGCAUUAGUUGCUAUAAAUAGGCAUUCCGCUCAUUCUUACCAGCACUGCACUUUGUUUAGUAGUUCUAAACUCCCUUAUCUUCCUCUCCUCUUCCACCAAAAGAAAAGUCCCUUUUUCCCAGGUUGUCCCUGAAAGGGAAAUGGCUGGAGGAAGUUCACCCUGUGCUUCCUGCAAGCUGUUGAGACGUCGCUGCGCCAAGGACUGCAUCUUUGCACCUUUCUUCCGUCCCGAUGAUCCUCAUAAGUUCGCCAUUGUUCACAAGGUGUUUGGUGCCAGCAAUAUUAGCAAGAUGUUGCAGGAGCUUCCAGUUCAUCAGAGAGCAGAUGCAGUGAGCAGCUUAGUGUAUGAAGCAAAUGCAAGAGUUCGAGACCCGGUGUAUGGAUGCGUUGGGGCGAUUUCCUACCUACAGAAUCAAGUUUCUGAUCUCCAAAUGCAGCUUGCAGUGGCUCAAGCAGAGAUACUUUGCAUUCAGAUGCAGCAAGACCCUACCUUGCCGAUACAGAUUGAUCCUAAUAACUUCAAUAAUAACCUUCCACAGUAUCUCAGCUUUGCUUCUUCUAGCAAUGUAAUCCAAGACCCUCUAAAGAGAGAGUCUCUAUGGACAUAAUUUGCUAUUCCCUAAUGAAAUGCAUGCUAGUGUCUCU